CUUGAAGUGUUGAAGGGAGCAUGGCGGCGUGAUCACUAAACCCAGGGGAGGCAGGCCCGGGGCGAGACAGGGCGCCGUAUAGAGAGCGGUCAGCCCCCGUUGCGAUCAAUCCACGUGGCUCGUACUCAGGCGGACAUCAGUAUUUGUUGUCUUCGUCUCCUUUCAUCGGCUCUUCAAAUGCAUUCGCUUCCGGUUUCUUCACAGUCUCCUAAGCACAUCUCGUUUAACGGGCGCCAUGAACUUCGUCGGAAAACUCAUUUUCUCCUCGAUUUGCCGCCUUUGAAGUCAAGCUUCUGCUGAAAUUUCCACCCUUUUGCCACAGGCAUCAGCUGAUAGGUGUUUGUUCAAUGGACUGUUCGGAGGAGGAAUUGGGGGAGAAGAGACUGAUCAAGAAACGCGAACUGGUUAGGCUCAUCAUUCAGUCUCUCUAUUCACUAGGCUAUAGGAAGUCUGGGGAGUGUUUAGAAUCUGAGUCUGGAAUUUCUUGCAAAUCCGCCGAGUUUGGAGCUCUCGAGUCGAAAGUUGUGGAUGCAAAUUGGGAUGGAUGUUUCGAGCUCAUUAAUGGACUAGAGGGCUUAGCUGAUGAGCAGAGAGCUUCGGCCUUAGUCCUUGUUCUUCAGCAGUGUUUGCUAGAAUGCUUGAAAAAUGGGGAUGAUUCUGCAGCAUUGAAGUUGUUAAGGAAACAGAUCGCUCGCUUAAAAGUUGGGAAAGAGAAUGUUUCUAGACUUGCUUAUGAGUUAAUCUCUCCCAAGGAAUCGGGGACGGAUUUAGUGUCAAACAUGAGGGAGAAACUCGUGACUGAACUCGAAAAUGUGCUUCCACCUCCCAUCACAUUGCCUCCAAGGCGGUUAGAACGUUUGGUUGAAAUGGCUAUCAGUUCUCAGAUCGAUAGCUGUAUUUACCAUAGCAUUUCUUCUGUUUCACUUUAUGAAGAUCAUCAUUGUGACCGUGCUCAGUUUCCUACGAGGACUUCUCAGAUUUUAAGCAAUCAUGGAAAUGAGGUUUGGUACGUCCAGUUUUCAAAUAACGGGGAGUACUUGGCAUCAUCGUCGAGUGACUGUUCAGCAAUUAUCUGGAAGGUUCCGUGUGAUGAUGGUGAGGUGACGAAGAAGCAUGCAUUGUUGGGUCACACGAAACCGGUGUCCUCGGUGUCAUGGAGCCCCGAUGACACCAUGUUGCUGACCUGUGGAAACAUGGAAGUUGUCAAACUCUGGGAUGUGGAAACUGGCACCUUCAAGCGCACAUUUGGCGAUGAUGACAUCAUUGUGAACUCCUGUGCCUGGUUCCCAAAUUCUAAACGCAUUGUCUGCGGGAGUUCAGACCCUGAGAACGGCAUAUACAUGUGGGACUGUGAGGGCAACGAGAUCAAAGUGUGGAAAGGGAUGCGGAUGCCUAAGGUUUUGGAUCUUGCUGUCACGCCAGACGGGGAGAAUCUUAUUAGUGUAUUUGCUGACAAAGAAAUCCGGAUACUAAACGUGGGAACAAACAGCGAACGCAUCAUUGCAGAGGAGCAUCCAAUCACUUCCCUUUCAGUAUCUGGGGAUGGUAAAUUCUUUAUUGUAAACCUAAACAGUCAGGCGAUCCAUAUGUGGGAUGUUGCAGGCGAAUGGGUGACGCCAACCAAGUACGAAGGCCACAAACAACAUCAAUAUGUGAUCCGGUCCUGCUUUGGAGGGUUGAAUAGCUCAUUUAUUGCCAGUGGCAGUGAAGACUCAAUGGUUUACAUAUGGAAUCGAAAAAACAGCAAGCCCCUCGAGAUCUUAUCUGGGCAUUCGAAGACUGUGAACUGUGUGAGCUGGAACCCGAGGAGACAUCAAAUGUUAGCAUCGGCAAGCGAUGACCAGACAAUUCGUAUAUGGGGACCGAGCACCAGUACUAGCUAAGCGACAACAACAAUCUCUUCUC
Cuscuta campestris is the source of this 1905-nucleotide messenger RNA. Lineage: Eukaryota; Viridiplantae; Streptophyta; Magnoliopsida; Solanales; Convolvulaceae. The record is from the annotation of a GenBank genome assembly.